AUGGUUGUGUCACCCAUUCGGGUGACAUUUCGCUGUGAUGUCACCGACGCGGGUGACUUGCCUGAGGUUUGGAUUACCCAGUCCAAUAUGUACUCUGCUCACAUCUGCGUGUGUGCGACUGACAUGGAUAUCAUAUCGGGUACACCUGACUAUCUAAUCGAUCCCGCGCUUCGCGAUCUCGGCCAUCCCCGGGUCAAGACUUGUGUCACGAACACUUCACACGCUCAAUCUUCUGACCCAAACGACGACGACGGCGACAGCGCGCGACUGCCAACACACAAUGCGAGCGGCACUGCAGCAAAUGUGGGGGGUGGAAUUGGUGUUACAAGGGAUAUGAACGGCGGGAUUGUUGAGACUGCACCUGAGUAUCGCCAGAGACUCUUUAUCAAUUACAAACGCAAGAAGCCUUUACAUGAGUACUGCCAGCAACUGGGCCUGAAAGCGCCCAAGCAGGCGAAUCUCAAACGACUCCAUGACAUUCUUCUUUCCGUCCUCUCCCCAUCCUUCGACUACCAACAAGCAAAAGUCUCUGGUGCCUACCCCAAAAGUCUCUGGUGCCUACCCCAAAAGUCUCUGGUGCCUACCCACGAUAUGACUCAAAGUCGCGUCCUCGAAGCUGCCCUUACAAGCGGAACAAAAUCCCUCACCGUAUCAGCUCCAGCUGGAAGCCGUUUGCACCCGGCUCCUCUACCACAUCGAGGAGAGUUUCACGGUGGCAUCCCACUGAGCGUUUCCGUCCCAUUUACAUGUCCAUCAAGAUCAGAGGAGCAUUCAGCAACCCAGGAUUCGCAACUCGGUGAAGACGAGGAUGACAGUCCUGUUGUAUUUCGUGCAGGCGAGGAUCCGGAGAGCGAACGUGUCCUGCUCCGCGAGUUUUGUGCAGAUGCCGCUGCUGCCGCCGAGCUUUUAGGGCAGGAUGAGGGUGCGAGCGAUGAGGAGGACCAGGAAGGGGACAUGUCAGAGGAAGAGACGAAUGGUACAUACAAGGAGCAUGUUGUUGCUGUUCGCGUUGAAGCCAACAAGCGUUUCGAGGCCGGUCGAAGACAAGGCGGGAUUGCUGCUCAGAAGUCUUGCAUCAAAGCUGUGAACGAGUUUUCAGCAUGGGCUUUCAACGCCAACAAGAUCAAAGACAACAUUAUUGACGAGAACUUCCUUCUGCAAUUCAUCAAGUACCAUGCUGAGCGAGAAAAGCGUUCACGUCGAGGAGUUCCUUUACCUGACACCAGGCUUGGCGCAUCUCAACUCAAGAAGUUCUUCUUCGGUGCACUUCGAGUACGCAAAGAGCAAGAUGCCCGAGAUUCAAAGCUUGCUCGUAUAAGGCCUUCGACAACCGGAUUAGUCUGGGACACCAUCAAAGAGCGUAUGAGCGAUGCUAUCAAGAACUCAUAUAGCGGCAACCUAUCUGGCGAGGAUGCACCCGAUGUUGUUGCAAACACCAUUCUAGAGAAUGUCAGUGAUGCUGACCGAGAGAGGAUUGGGCAGGCUUUCCUUGCGCAUCGCCACCAACGCCUUGCAGUCUUUGGUCAUCUGGCCUGGACUGGACAGAGCGCAACCGGUAACCGGGGGGACGACAUUCGUUCCCUGGCACUGUGCGAGAUCCAGCCCUAUGAGAUGGCUCAUCCGACCCAAGUAAGACAGCAGAUAUAUUGUCUGCUUGGUCUUCAGAGCCAAGAGAAAGCGGGUAAGCGUGGCAUGAAGACAGCUGUCAAUCCCUCAUAUACAGUGUUUGUUGCGCAUCGAAAUCCAGCUAAAUGUCCACUUGGGGCCUUUGCAAUCUACUUCCAUUGGCUCUAUGACUCAAAAGCAUUAUUGGAUCUUGUGGAUAUCAAUUGGGAAAAGAACUCGAGCUGGCGGAAGAUCUUCCUCCUACAUGGCCCCUCCUCGCCAGACACACCUUUCAAUCAACAGAGCUUGUACAAGCUGUAUGCCAAGGCCUUUGAUGUCGCCAAUUUUGAAUCCCGCAUCAAGCAACAUCUUGCGCGACAUUUACUUGGGUAUGACCAGGCCAAGAUGAACGUUGAUGCAAAUGAGACCUCGAAGAUGGGAUGGUCAAGGGGCCAGACAUACAUAGAUGUGUAUGCGGCUGCCAUUCCCAAGAAUGUGGGCAGGGACUUUCCCUUGUGUAAGAAGAAUUUGAAAGGCGCCGAGAAUCACUGGGCAAUGAUUAUCAAAUUACGGCCAUAUCUUUUCCAAUGUGCAGGCGCUCUGUAUCAGAUCUGCCCAAAUUCUCAAAUAUUCAAUCUGCCUGCUUUCACAACAGAUGUCAGGAAUUGGAUGAAGACCGAAUACCCGCAACAGCUUUCUGCACUAAAAGCACAAUCGGGAGAUCCGACGGCACUUGCAUCUGUGCAGAAUGAUGCCAUCCGCAGCUCUCUCAGCCAUGUUUUCUCAUCAAAUUCGAGUAUUGUUGCCAGAUUGGAUCAACUGGAGGGCAAGAUUGAUCGUCGGACUGCCCAUUUCUCGCCGACAAAAGGGUUUUCUAUUUCGCAUUACCACCAUCAAUUGGAAGCAAGUGUGGCAGUCUCAGCUGCAACUGGCAUGUCAUCGCCAAUUAUCCUUCAUCGAGAUGCAAAUGACGAGGUCACGGGAACAUAUGAGCUUACUGACGACCACAGUGUUCGCGCAUUUGCAAGUCCACAGCCAGCAGAUGCCUCAUGCACACGACCGAUAACACAGGUCGAUUACGUGUUGCCACCAAUCGAGGCAUUCUUUGCACGCAACAACGCUCUGGGGUUUGCACCGCCAAUCAUUGGUCAAAAGGCGGCUACUUGGUCAGCAAUCUUUCUCGCCAUCAAGCAACCAGGAUACUGCUGGUCAGUAUGGGCUCCUGCGAAGACGCUCGACAAGUACAGCAGCGUUUCUGAGCUUUGGAGUGUUUUUGCAGACGGGGAACCCAGGUUGGACAGCCGCGGUCAGCAGACAGGUGUGAAACCGCCAUUGAGACUCGUGGAGGAGACAUUCGGAGAGAAGUGGCGUGCAGGGCCCGCAGUCGGCAGCAAGCCAGUACGACAGACUGCCCGCAAACGAUGGGAACGCUUCCGAGAAAUCCCAGACUGGAUCACAGCAGAGGUAGACAGACGGAACAUCUCUCCACUUGCUGUUGUCCAGGAACUGGAAGAGUUGCGCAAGAGGACGAAUGAGAAUGGAUUCACGAAGACGAUUGGAUUGUUUGCGCUAGCAGAAGAGGUGAAGGAGAUGCGGAUUGCAAGAGUCAAGCAGCUCCAAGCAGAAGAACCGACUCCAGGCUCAUUGGUGUGUUAUCGGCUCAUCUUUGCGACCUUUGUCUCUGCCACCUCCUUCAUCUCCGCUGCCUCCUUUGUCUCCGCCGCCCUCGACAUCCUCGCCGCUCAUGCCGUCCCUAUUGCCACAGCCAGCACCGCUAUCUUCGUCAUCGAGUACAAUGCCAAAUCCACCAACAACCCUCGAGCCAGCUUUCAAGCCAGUCGAGCUACCUGCCCAUCAGCAAGCCCCCAUCAAACGUAG
Molecule: messenger RNA, 3483 nt
Organism: Mycena citricolor
Lineage: Eukaryota; Fungi; Basidiomycota; Agaricomycetes; Agaricales; Mycenaceae
Source: the annotation of a GenBank genome assembly